AUGGAUUUCAGUGCUGAGCCAUUAAGUGCAGUUGACUUGUCAUCUUCUCCUGGUGAUGGGUCAAAAGUACAGGUUGCUUAUCAGGGCCAGCCUGGAGCAUAUAGUGAGGAAGCAGCCUUAAAAGCUUUCCCAAAUUGUGAACCUGUGCCAUUUGAUGAGUUUGAAGCUGCAGUUGAAUUGUGGAUAGUUGAGAAAGCCAUUCUACCCGUUGAAAAUUCUGUUCAAGGUAGCAUCCACCGUAAUUAUGAUUUGCUUCUUCGUCAUACUCUGCACAUUGUUGGGGAGGUGCAGUUGCAAGUUGACCACUGCCUCUUAGGAUUGCCUGGUGUGCGAAAGGAGGAGCUCAACUAUGUCAUGAGCCAUCCUCAGGCUCUUUCUCAAUGUGAAGAGAUGCUUAAUGAUUUAGGUGUUACCAGAAUUGGUUCACCAGAUACUGCUGGUGCUGCUAAGAAAGUGUCCUUAGAUGGUCUAAGAGAUACUGGAGCUAUUGCAAGUUCCAGAGCAGCAAAGUUUUAUGGCCUUGACGUUCUUGAUGAAAGAAUCCAGGAUAAUGAUGAGAAUAUCACUCGUUUCUUGAUUCUUGCAAGGGAGCCAAUAAUUCCAGGAACUGACAGGCUCUAUAAGACUAGCAUUGUUUUCAGUCUUGAAGAAGGUCCUGGUUUACUUUUUAAAGCCCUGGCAGUGUUUUCUCUGAGGAACAUUAGUUUGGCAAAGAUAGAUAGUCGUCCGCUGAAACAAUGUCCAAUAAGGAUUGUUGAUGACUCUAAUGAAGGAAGUUACAAGUAUUUUGACUACCUCUUCUACAUUGACUUUGAAGCUUCCAUGGCGGAGCCUCGUGCGCAAUGUGCUUUAGGACAUUUGCAGGAAUAUGCCCGGUUUCUUCGUGUUCUUGGUUGUUAUCCAAUUCACACAGGCCAAAGUUAAACACCUUAAAUAGGAGGAAUCUGUCAGCUCUUAAUGCUGUAGCUGUGUACAGUUUACUGAGGUUUAUAUAAAAACAAGAGGGAAGAGUAAAAAAAACAAAAAAAACAAAAACAUCCUAUGAAAGCAUUCUUGGCAUCUCCUAAGGAGGCAUUCUGGAAUGUAAUAUCAUGUAGUCUUAAGUUUUUACUGUGCUGUAAAUCCCAGCAAAGGGAUUGGUUAUUACCAAAAAGUAUAUCUGAUAGAAAGAUUUUCCUUUUGUUAUGAUAUAUGAACAAUAUGGUUUAACCAUAGAAGUUUAUCACCUUCAAACAGCAAAGUUUCUGGGCUUUUAGCUCUCUCUCUCUCUCUCUAUAUAUAUAUAUAGAUGCUUCCUUUUUUGUGUGUU
Messenger RNA from Prosopis cineraria, 1309 nucleotides. RefSeq names its product arogenate dehydratase/prephenate dehydratase 1, chloroplastic. The coding region runs from base 1 to 924 and encodes 307 amino acids. The record is from RefSeq and is a predicted model, not a curated record. The transcript is spliced from 11 exons. Gene Ontology annotation, biological process: L-phenylalanine biosynthetic process. Gene Ontology annotation, cellular component: cytoplasm; chloroplast. Gene Ontology annotation, molecular function: chorismate mutase activity; arogenate dehydratase activity; prephenate dehydratase activity. Lineage: Eukaryota; Viridiplantae; Streptophyta; Magnoliopsida; Fabales; Fabaceae.